CGAAUAAGCUGGCGCGUGGAGUUAUCGCCAGGUAACGACAUUUACGAAUGUUACUAUCGCGGCUGCUGAAACGGCGAUGCUCCUGUUUGGUGUCCAAGCGAAAGCGCUUGCAGACUCCUCGAACCCACGAGCGGAACUAAACCUCGGCCGAAAUGAUCCUGGCCAGUGCGGGAUGGCCGAAUACGCUGGGUGGAAAACUGGACGUGAGACAGAAGGAAUCCAAGCGGGCAAAAGGCUUUCUUGCUCAAUCAAGCUCGCAAUAGAUUUUGAUGAGCUAAAACUGCAACAGUUUUAGCAACUGCCGUAAUCGAGAAACCUUCCCCUCGUAUCGCAGGUUGAAACUGGUCCCAUGCAGCUUCAGGAUCGCCAUCGUCGUGCCCUUGUUUAAUGGCCGUCGUUCGCUGGCUGAAACGAGCGACCACACUCUGCUGCUUCGAGCGCGCCGAAAGUAGCUCCGCUCCGUGGUCGACAGCGUGGUUGCACUCCGCCAGCGAUGGCCUGUAUGGGCGCGAUAGAGCGAGUCAAGUCGGAAGGUUUUUGCACCGGAGUAAGACGGGACAAGCCGAUAUAUCCGGCUGCUUUCUCACGAAAAAACAUCAUUUAUCCAGUGUGUAUCUCAUAUACGUAUAGAGAUCAAUUUUCCUUACGAACCCAAAGAAAGAUAAAAGCUCAAGCUCAAAUCACACUCACAUUUACCAAAUUACACUUCGCUAUACACCUCGUGACCAAAUACUAACCUGAUUAAACUAAGCACCUUGAAGCAUUGCGUAUACCUCCAGCAUUACUGCACACCGGCCCUUCCGUGCUGCAUUCUGUUUCCCACGACACCAGCAACAAGCGCGCGACGGGCACGUCAGCUCAGCCCCAACGCUCUCUGCAGGACUUCUCCACUCGACGAGCCAGUGACUCUCACUCUGCAGCAGCAAUGGGCACGCGGCCCGCGAGCGAAGACGGCGGCGGCGGUGGCGUCACCAAGGCCCACAGCCAGGCCUCCAGCUCCAGUGCGAACCCAAGUAACAGCGGAGGCGCGGCUAAGCCCAGCGGCUCAGCUGUCCACCUGCAGCGCCUCAGUAGCAACCAGAACGACCCUGGGCCUCCAACCAGCAGCAAGUCCGCGGGUGCUCCGCAUCGUAGGCCUGAGAGCGAGACAAACCUCCACACGUCCUCAUCUGUGAGCACAGGCCGCGUCGCCAGCGCCCGCGUGGGCGGCCGUCGACGUGCCGAGACGGACAAUCACAUGCGUUCGUCACUGCCUCCGACGCUCUCAAGCGACGUGGUGCUGGACCGCCGACUAUUGCAUAAGUUCGAGCAGGUGAACCAGGAGAUCGAGCGCAUCGUGCGCGCGUCGCAGAUGGACCAGCAGUUUGGCGUUAGUGACGCUGCCAGUGCCAACCAGGUCAAGAACGAGCUACGUCAGGCUAAGAAGAGCUCAGCCCAGAUGAUCCACGCGCAGAAGGAGCUGCUGGACAAGAUGGAGAAGCAGGAACGCGGCGGCUUCCGUCGCGUCUUCACCAUCAACAAGGCCGCCAAGAUGGCCAAGCUGCGCUCCAAGCUAUGCGAAAAACUCAGCGAAUCGGUCCUAGUGGACGAGGAACUGCUACGACUCGAGAGACAGAGCACAGCUAUGUCAGCCACGACGCUGGGGACGAUCACGAGGAACGGCACCGCCGUCGUUAACGUUAGUAACGUGCACGGAGCGGGAGGCAACAACUUUGCCAAUACCGGUAAUAGCGUCUUCAGUAUGAGUGUGACUGGACUAAGCAGCUUGGACGAGGCGCGCGAUGUCAGCGGCAGCGAGAGCAGUGGCCCCAUACCGACGAUGAGGAUGAGUUCAGGCUGGGAAGAUGCACAGGAAGAGCUGCUGAUGCUCGAGCGAGAGAAGGAAGAUAUCCUCAACAACCUGUUCCAGACUGUGGACAUGCCUGCUGUGCUGGACUUACACGCUCGUAUUGCGAGUUUUUCCAGCGAGAUCAAGGCCGUGGCAAGUGUCAAGAAGCAGGCAGACCGUGUCGAGGAAAUGUACCGCAAGGCUCUACAUUUGCUACGUGUGGCGCUAGCUGCAGUCGUGUCACCGAACUACUCCGGUAGUAUCCGGGAAUUCGCUCUCAAUUCGUAUCCAUUGGCUGUGGAGGCAGGACAUCUCAUUGAACAGGCGUGUCACGUGAUCCAACCCGAAGCACGACGCAAAUAUGAGGCCUUUGCCUCUGAAUUGACCCACGUACGACCGCCCAAGUUCCCACAGCCAGUCUCGGACUUUGCUCGACGCUCACGGACACAUUACGACCCGCACAGCGCGCUCUCGAUCGAAGGGAUGCGUAACCUGCACGCGGCUGAAAAUGUCCUCAUUUUGUUGCAGCGACUGGUGAUCCAGAAGCUGGAGGGCAUCGAGAAGUGGCAGGCGAAGCUGACUAAGGACCAAGAGGCCGCUGAAAGCGCUCACGCACAGAUGGAGACCAGACUGCAGGAACAGGUGGCUGUACUCGCUCGUUCCGUGUCGGUCUGAGUGACUUGUGUAGCCCUGUUCUGUGGAGAAAUGAUGCGUUGUGCUUUUUGGCUUUUGAUAUACAUAGCGGAGAGCGAGAGAGAAAUGAGAAGGUCGGCCUUCUGAGGACAUUUUCGAUGGCAGAAAGUGAGGGAUCUAGGUGGAAAGUUGGUGUCGGAGUCACGGGCUCGUUUAAAACGGGUAGCGGAGGUCGAGUAGCGGCGCGUCAAUAUAUUUAUUCGCCGCUGUUUCAAUGAGUGGCUCGUUUUGGCAUUUGAUGACAGGUUGCAGUCAAGCUGGAAAGAUACACUCAAUUCCGCUGGGAUCUGCUUAGGAUAAAGGCUGUUUAGCCAACGAGAGGGCAGUAGCUCGAACCAGACGCCUUUUCAUCAAGAUCUCGAGCAUUUCUUUAUUUUAGCGAAGGUGUCGUGCGCGAUCAAACGUUACAAGGCUGGCUUCAUGCAAGUUAUCUAACCGUUGGCGACUAAGUCAUGUCAUCGUUGCUGUCAGAUUCGGUGGGAAAUCUUUUGGAUCCUAAACGCUCUAGCAUUGCUAGUAGCAACCAACCAAAUAGAAACAAAAGCCACAACUCUCCGGAGUUUGCUUAAAGACGAUCAAAUCGAAGUUGCUCGAACGAGAGCCCACCUCUCCAGCCCUACCGCCGGAUACACUCGUUCUUGCAGCCAAGUUUGCGCUAUAAUUGAUGGAAAGAAGCACUAUGAGCUACUAGUACAUUUACUAGUAAUACAGGUCUCCAAAAUGCUCUAAAACUGCA
This is a messenger RNA of Phytophthora nicotianae INRA-310, 3257 nucleotides long. RefSeq lists its product as hypothetical. The transcript has a single exon. The record is from RefSeq and is a predicted model, not a curated record. The coding region runs from base 926 to 2503 and encodes 525 amino acids. Lineage: Eukaryota; Oomycota; Peronosporomycetes; Peronosporales; Peronosporaceae.